AUGGAGGAUGAGGGUAUCGGGCCAAAAUUUGAUGAUAUCCUGAAACUAGUAAAAGAUAGUGUCAAUCAAUCUAUGAGCAAGUUUGCCAGUAUAUUGAAUCUCACCCCUAGAAUAGAGCAGUCUCAGAGCGAAAUGCAAUCAUUGAUGACGAGUAGGCCCCAGAGAGGUGGAUAUCGAGAAGGCUCCAUGAUGUCCAGUAAUGCAUAUAGACCUAAUGAGUGUAACAGGUUUCGUAGUACAUCCUCAACAGAUAUGUUACAAGAUGCAAGACAAACACGGUUGUGUUUUACACGUUUGCAAGAGGUGCAUACAGAAGUAAACUGUGAACCAGUGAGCGAGUUCAGUGAUAAGCUAAAUGUGAAAUCCAGGUCAGACUCCGAAUUGUGUGAUGAUAACGGUGCGGUCAAGAGGUCUGUAGUUGCAACUGGUAAGCCAUUGUUGAAUAGAGUGUCACAGAAUAGAGUUACUGCUUCAGAAUGCAGUUCUGACUCCAAAAGUUUACAAAGUAUAACUAGUCAGAGUGAAGAUAUAAAACCUUUAAUAAUUUGUGAGGAGGAACCAAAACUGUCUACUUCUGUUAUUAAAGAGUUUGAAAAUGAUGAACUUGGCGGUAAAUUGAAUAUUUGUGGUAAUGAUCAUGAUACUUCACAGUUGUCUUUGGUUGAUCAUGAUGAAAUGAGGGGAAUGCCUACUACUGCUAAGUUAAAUAAAGAUUCUGUACAACUACAACGUGAAGUAGAAUUGAACGAAGAUGCAGUUCCAGAAGGUGUGCAUACUUGUGAGACAGUCGGUGUAAUUGAUCAGCGUGUAGCCCACCUAUCAUCAGAUGCUAGUGUUAAACCUGAGCUGAUAGUAAAAGACACCAGGGGUGGUGGUCUUGCAGGUAGACAAAUUUCUGAAAGUCGAGCAACAACAGCUUCUGAUCCACCGCUGACUUCAUCAACUGAUAUCAAUCGGUCAUCGUUGGUGUUGUCAUCCACAAUGAAACAGUCGCCCAUCAACUCAAGUAUCUUGUGCAAUGACUAUGCUAGUAUCAGUUCGUUUGAAAAGACGAAUAUCAAUGGUCAGUUUAGAGAGGAUAAGCCAAGUGUAAACGAAAGAGUAAUUGUUAAAUUGACUUGCACGAAUAAAGGCAUUUCUAGUUUCAAGUUACUAUUUGAAUGUUAUUAUCUUUGGUGUAAAUUACUCUGUUUCUAUACUUGGUUGAUGAGAUAUGUCGUGUGUUUGUUCGUCAUCUAUAUUCUACGAUACAAUGACAUGAGCCUGUUACCGUUCAGAUUUGAGGAUAUAGCUGAUAGAAGGAAGUCAGCAAAUGAUCUCUGCAACGAUUUUCCAACCUAG
Messenger RNA from Trichobilharzia regenti, 1341 nucleotides. Lineage: Eukaryota; Metazoa; Platyhelminthes; Trematoda; Strigeidida; Schistosomatidae. The record is from the annotation of a GenBank genome assembly.